This is a messenger RNA of Cinclus cinclus, 1212 nucleotides long. RefSeq names its product arylacetamide deacetylase (gene AADAC). The coding region runs from base 1 to 1212 and encodes 403 amino acids. NCBI's taxonomy places the organism in Eukaryota, Metazoa, Chordata, Aves, Passeriformes, Cinclidae. The transcript is spliced from 5 exons. Gene Ontology annotation, molecular function: carboxylic ester hydrolase activity. The record is from RefSeq and is a predicted model, not a curated record. Gene Ontology annotation, cellular component: membrane.
AUGGGGGCCAGACUGCUCUGCCUGUGCCUCCUCGCAGCCCUCCUCGGCUACUACAUCUACAGCCCGCUCCCCGAGGACCUGGCCCAGCCCUGGACUGUGAUGCUCGCCUCGGCUGCCUUGAGAGCCCUGGGGCACCUGUCCGAGGCAGCUGAUAUGCUGGGGCUCAUGCACUACAUGGAGGUCUUGAGGCUGUUCACAGCUGUCGAGCUCGUCGCUCCCACGUCCGAUGAAAACGUCACCGUGACAGCCACAGAGUUCAACAGCGUCCCUGUCCGCCUGUACCUGCCCAGGAGGGCACCUGGCGGGCUCAGGAGGGCCAUGGUCUACUUCCACGGAGGGGGGUGGUGCCUGGGAGAUGCAGGCAUGCACGGCUACGACCACAUGGCACGGCGCAUUUCAAACGAGCUAAAUGCUGUCGUGGUGUCAGUCAACUACAGGCUGGCCCCUCCUCACCAUUUCCCUGUCCAGUUUGAAGAUGUGUACUCGGUGACCAAGUUCUUCCUCCAGAGCGAGGUCCUGUCCCAGCACGGGGUGGACCCUGCUCGGGUCUGUGUGGCUGGGGACAGUGCUGGGGGCAACCUGGCUGCAGCCGUGGCACAACAGCUGUUGGAGGACCCUGAAGUGAAAACCAAGCUGAAAGCCCAAGUUCUGAUCUACCCUGCUCUGCAGGCACUGGACCUGAACCUGCCCUCGUACCAGGAUAACGCCCACAAGCCGAUCCUGCCGCGCUCGCUCAUGGUCAGGUUCUGGAGCGAGUACUUCAGCUCGGACCCCGCUCUCAGGGAGGCCAUGGCCUCCAACAGCCACGUGCCGCCCGAGGCCGGCCAGCUGUGGCACUUUGUCAACUGGAGCCUCUGGCUGCCCGAGGACAUGAGGAAGGAUCACAGGCCCGGCGGCCCCGGCCUGGGAGGCGCGGAGCUGGCCCGGCGCUACCCGGGGCUGCUGGACCCGCGGGCGUCCCCGCUGCUGGCCAGCGAGGCCCGGCUGCGCCGCCUGCCCCCGGCCCUCGUGCUGACCUGCGAGCACGACGUGCUGCGGGACGACGGCGCCAUGUACGCGGCCCGGCUCCGCGCCGCCGGCGUGCCCGUCACGCACCACCACGCCAAGGACGCCUUCCACGGCGCCGUGACCUUCCUGGCCGGGCCGCUGGAGCUGGCCCUGGGCCACCGCCUGCUCCGCACCUGCCUGGACUGGCUGCAGGAGAACCUGUGA